This is a messenger RNA of Pan troglodytes (chimpanzee), 6069 nucleotides long. Its product is annotated as histone H2A.Z-like. Lineage: Eukaryota; Metazoa; Chordata; Mammalia; Primates; Hominidae. The transcript has a single exon. Gene Ontology annotation, cellular component: nucleosome. Gene Ontology annotation, molecular function: structural constituent of chromatin; DNA binding; protein heterodimerization activity. Bases 1291 to 1677 code for a protein of 128 amino acids. The record is from RefSeq and is a predicted model, not a curated record.
UAACCAUAGCUCACUACAUCCACGAACUCCUGGGCUCAAAUGAUCCUUCCACCUCAGUCUCCUGAGUAGCUAGGACUACAGGCGUAGUCCUAGCCCAGCUAAUUUUUUACAUUUUGUAGAGACGGAAAGGUUUCACUAUGUUGCCCAGGCUGGUCUUAAACUCCCAGCCUCAAGUGAUCCACCCGCCUCGGCCUCACAAAGUGCUGGGAUUAUAAGCAUGAGCCACCGCGCCUGGCCCAAAUGCCUUUUUAUAAAGGCAUAAACCCACAAGGACAAGGAUAAUAGGAGAUGAAACAACAGCAACAAAAUGUAAGUUGAAAGCUGAUAAAAGGUUGGUGACUCAUUUUGUAGCCCCUGGAAAGCUGAAUGGCAAGCAGUGAGUAACGUCAAGAAGCAAGCGAAGUUUCCCACAGAUGUCUCCCGGCUCAGGAGCCAGCCAGCACCUCUGGAUGCGUGAUUAAGAAGCCAAAUCAUCUGGGCGCGGUGGCUCACGCCUGUAAUCCCAACACUUCUGGAGGCCGAGGCGGGCGGAUCACCUGAGGUCAGGAAUUUGAGACCAGCCUGGCCAACAUGGUGAAACUCCGUCUCUACACAGGGCAUAGUGGCGCGCGCCCGUAGUCCCAGCUGCUCCGGAGGCUGAGGCAGGAGAAUCGCUUAAACCGGGGAGGCGGAAGUUGCAGUGAGCCGAGAUGACGCCACUGCACUCCAGCCUGGGUGUCGGAGUGAGACUCUGUCUCUAAAUAAAUAAAUAAAUAAAUAAAUAAAAUGUGGCAGGGAUACCAAGGCGGACCCAACAGGAGACAGGACUGCUGUAAGGAGCAACCUUGACUCAAGCACUCUGUCGGCCUUGCCAAACUUGGAUUUGGGACUGCACUUUUAGAUCCUUUCACCUAACCUUCCUUCACGGUCUUUCCGCUCUUCUAGCCUCCCCUCGAUUCCUCCCUACUUUCAGGCGAUUGGCAGGUUAAGGAGCUAAUUGUUAAGAGGUUUAGAUGCUGAACUAAGGAAGGUCUGUUACGCAAAAGAUAGAACCCUUGUAGGAAAAGCCUGGGGCCCUUCAACAUGGGUGGAAAUAUCUGGAUGGAUACUUCUGAAGCUAUUGACUGAAGCUCCCUGAGCCUUCUCGGCUUGUAGAGAAGGCCCAUCCUUCCCUACCGGGAGCUAUCGGCUUAACAGCUACAAUCAAAAAAGAUAAGAAUGGGCAGUUUGAAUCGCGGUGGGACAAAGGAGUCUCGCCAUGGGUCUGAUUAGCCCUUUCUCCGCCUUGCUUGAGCUUCAGCAGAAUUCGAAAUGACUGGCGGUAAGGCUGGGAAGGACUCCGGAAAGGCCAAGACAAAGGCGGUUUCCCGCUGCCAGAGAGCCGGCUUGCAGUUCCCAGUUGGGCGUAUUCAUCUACACCUGAAAUCUAGGACGACCAAUCAUGGACGUGUGGGCGCGACUGCCGCUGUGUACAGCGCAGCCAUCCUGAAGUACCUCACCGCAGAGGUACUUGAACUGGCAGGAAAUGCAUCCAAAGACUUAAAGGUAAAGCGUAGUACCACUGGUCACUUGCAACUUGCUAUCCGUGGAGAUGAAGAAUUGGAUUCUCUCAUCAAGGCUACGAUUGCUGGUGGUGGUGUCAUUCCACACAUCCACAAAUCUCUGACUGGGAAGAAAGGACAACAGAAGACUGUCUAAAGGCUGCCUGGAUUCCUUGAUAUCUCAGGACUCUAAAUACUCUGCCAGCUGUCCAGUGUUGCGGAUUCCAGUGGACUGCAUCUCUGUAAAAAACACAAUUUUGCCUUUUUGAAAUUCUAUGUGAGCAAUCUGGAAGUUUAAUUAGCUUUCCAACCAACCAAAUUUCUGCAUUCCAGUCUUAACCAUAUUUAAGUAUUACUGUGGCUUCAAAGAAGCUAUUGAUUCUGAAGUAGUGGGUUUUGAUUGAGUGGACUGUUUUUUAAAAAUUGUUUGGAUUUUAAUUGUGAUGCAGAAGUUAGAGUAACAAACAUUUGGUUUUGUACAGACAUUAUUUCCACUCUGGUGGAUAAGCUCAAUAAAGGUCAUAUUACAAACCUAAAAAAAAAAAAAAAAAAAAAAAGCAAAGAAUGAAGGAGCAGUUGCCUCAAUUAAAAGUCAUGAUUCUUGUUCAGUUUCCAGAACUGAGCCAAUUUUCAAAUCCAAAAUUCACUGAUAGGAGGUGGCCAAGACCCUAGGGGUAAGAACCCUGCAAUCUCAUGGCAAAUAUAUACUGCAAGGAUUCCCCCAGUAUUUCCCUAAAGGGAGCUAUGGUCAUUUACUCAGGUGACUAUACACUGGGAGACAUUUAAAGGAUUCUUGGCACAGGGUCUGAGUUGACAUUGAUACCUGAAAACAUGAGCGUUAUCCCGAGCCCCUGCUAGAGUGGGGGCCAAGUGAUCAAUGGAGUACUGGCUGAAGUCCCAUUCACAGUGGGCCCAGUGGUUCCAUGGUCCCAGUUGGCUUUUCCCGAGUCCCUGAUUAUACAACAGGAAUUUUAUGCUUGGCAGUUGGAAUAAUCCUCAUGUUGGGUUGCUGGCCUGUACUGCCUUGGAGUGGAGUGGGGCGGUGCAGAUGAGCACCAUUAAAGACCUUCAUAUAGGAUACAGAGUGCUGGCCCUUAGCAUUUGCAGGGUGAUCCCUGCUUUUGCACCCCGGAGAAUGACUGUAGGCUACCACAGAUGUAACCAACUUCAUUUCUGAUUGCACUGCAAGGCUGGAUGUGAUAUUGUCACCGUGGCAGACUAGGCAUCAGGUACGUGGUGAUGCAGCCAGUGAUUUGGCAAGUGCAUUCCUUUCCAUUGUAAUUAGAAAAGAGAACCAGAAAUAUUUGCUUUCAAACAAGAGAAACAGGAAUAUUCAUUUAUAGUUUAUUUCAGGACUAUAUUAAGUUUCCCAACUUCCGUCAUGAUAUAGUCCAAAGAGAACCUGGACCACGCAGACAUCAAGCAGAACAUGACGCUGACCCAUUCUAUCAGUGACGUUGUGCUGAUUGCACAGGACAGAUGAGAGGCUCGUAUACCAGAAGUCUUGGUAAGCUCGUGGGAAGUAAAUGCUAUGAUGACUCAGGGACUGGCUGCUUCAGUGACAUUUUGAGAGGUCCAGUGAUGGAGGGCAUGCCAAGAUAACCAUUUCAAAGUGAAAGGCAAAUUGCUGCAUCUGGAAUCUCCUACCACAAACAAGGAGGCACAGCUCCUGGUAGAGCUAUUUGAGUUUUGCAGGUAACACCCUACACUCUGAGGACUACUAUUCAGUGCCUUCCACAUGCAAGAAUACUUCUCCAGCCUGUAAACCAGGUGACACAGAAGGCUUCCAGCUUUGAGUGAGGCCUGGAGCAGGAAAGGGUUAUGUGACAGGUCCAGGCCACAGUGCAAACCACACUGCAACUUGGACCAUCUGAUCUUCAGACCCUAUGGUGUUGGUGGGGUAGGGGUAGUCAGCAGUUGGAAAGGAGGCAGCGUGAGGGGAUGGGUAAUGGCGAGCUCUGGUGGAAGAAUCAGAUCGCAGCCUCCUGGGAUUCUGGAGCAAGACCAUGAUAUCCACAGCAGAGCAGCUUAUGCUGUUUGAGAAGCAACUGUUACUGGAGCCUGGUGGAGAUAGAACCCUUGGCCACCAAACACCAUGUGACCACACGUCCAUAAGUGACUGCUGGGAACGGGGUUCUGUCGGACCCAACAAGUCAUAAAGUCACAUGUGUCCAGCAGCAAUCAUAAAAUGGAAGUGAUCCAUCAGGAUUGGGUCCUGGAGGGGCCACAGGGCAUGAGUAAGCUGCAUGAGCAAGAAGCCCAGAGGCCCAUGUCACCCACAACAGAUGCACCCAUGCCCUCCCCUGGUUAUGUGUACAGCCUACUAGGGAGAGUCCAUAUGACUGGCUAAAUAAGAAGGAAAAAGCCCAAGCUUGGUUUACAGAUGGAUCUGCUCACUUCAUGGGUAGAGCUAAAAGCGGAUAUUAGCCACACUGACGGGUGGCCUGGAAAGAGGGAACAAUGUUCUCAAUGGGGGAAGCUGCAAGGAGUAGAUACGUGUGAGGAAAAGUGGCCUGAAGGGAAAAUAUGUACAAAUUCCUGGCCAAUGACCAAUGGUCUGAGCAUCUGGUCAGGGACUUGGAAGGAAACAGAUUGGAAGAUUGGAGACAAGGAAUCCUGAGAAAGAGGCGUGUGGAUGUGCAUAUGGAAAUGGGUAGACAGUUCAAGGACUUCUGAUUUGCAUGUUAAUGCCCACUGGAAACAUCUACCACAAGAGACGCACUGAACAACCAAGUAGACAAAAUGACUUGCCAGUGGACACGAGCCACCUUCAGUCACCCCAGAACGGCUGGAGACAUGAAUGGCAUGCCCACGGUGGCAGAGACGGGGCUCUGCUUGGGCCCAACAAUGUGGAUUUUCACUUACCAAGGCAGAGCUAGCCAUUGCUGCCUCCGAAUGUCCAACUUGUGAGCAACAGGGACCAAUACUGAGCCCCAGUAUGGCGCUAUAUCUCCAGACCAGAUCUGUGAAAGCCAAACACAUCGUGCCCCUUCAAUCUUGGAGGGUCAGCAGUUCAUCCUCACCGCUUUAGAUACCCGGGCAUGGAUUGACCUUCCCUGACCACAGAUCCUCUGCCAGGCUUGGGGGAUUCCUGAUUCACAAACACAGAAUUACAAGGAGCAGAAUAUCUGACAAGAGGCCCAACUUCCUAGUGAAGGUGGGGCAGGAGGGGGCCCCUGGCCAUAGGGUCCAUGGUCAUAUGACAGACUGCUCCAGGUUGAAGCAGCUGGCCUCACAGAGCUUGGGAGCAGCUUCCUGAAAAACAACGGGAAGUGCUAGCUCGGAGGCACACUCCUUCAGGAUUCAACUUAUGCACUAAAUCAGAAACCUCUAAAUGGCACUGUGUCCUUAAUCAGAGAAUAUGUGGAUCCGGGACUCAAGGGAUGGAAGCAGGAAUGGCCCCUUUCAACAUGAUUCCCAAUAGCCCACUGGGGAAUUUUAUCCUUGUCAUCCCCGAAACUCUGGGUGCUGCAGCGUUGGAGGUCCUGAUCUCGAAGGGAGCACACUUGCCAGUGGACGUGGUAAGGGUCCAUUGAACUACAAGUUACGGCCGCCACUGGCACACUUAGGACUUCACAUGCCCAGAACCAGCAGGUGAGAAGAGUCACUACAGUGGCAGGGCAAUUAACCCUGAUUGGCAGGAGGAAGUAGGGCUGUCCAGUGCAUCCCAGAAUUGCCUGGAUCCAUUGUAACUGUGAAUGGACACAUGCAGCAAAUCUGGACUGAAAGACUCAGAGCCCUCAGGAAUGAAGAUUUGGGUCACACCCCCAGGGAAGCCAAGGCCUCCUGAGGUGAUUGCUGAGGAUGAGGGGAAUUUAGAAUGAAUGGAGGAGGAGAAAGAAGGCAAGUGCCAGUUGUGGUCUCAAGACCAAUGGCAUUGAUGGCGACUACAGUUCAUCCCACUGAAUGCUCUCUUCUCAGUUUUCCCCAAGAAAGAGAAGUCCACAGAAAUCACAGAGGAGCAGACCCGAAUGUAUGUGAAGAAGUAGAUCUGUGAAGAAAGAGGUGAACUAUGGCAUAACAGCAAUAUUUAAUGAAAUAAAGACAAAAUUUUCCAAAUCUGAUGAAUGAUAUACAUCCACAGAUCCAAGAAGCUCACAAGCCUCAAGUAGGAUAAAAUGCAUGCACCACCCACACUCAUUUACUUAUAGACACAUCAACAUACACGCACCAAGACACACCACAAUCAAAUGGAUGAAUGCCAGUGAUGAAAAGGGAAACCAUGAAAGCAGCCAGAGAAAGAUGACGCAUUACAUACAGGUGAACAGCAUAAGAAUGACUGCAAUCUUCUUUUAAUUUUUAUUUUUUAGAGAUGGAGUCUUGCUAUGUUGCCCAGGCUGGUCUUGAACUCCUGGCCUUAAGCAAUCCUCCCACCUCAGCCUCCCAAGAAGCUGAGAUUACAGUUGUGUACUACCAUGCCCAGCUGGUGCAAUCCUCCAGUCAAAAACUACACAAACCAAGGCUGGGCACUGUGGCUCAUGCCUCUAAUCCCAGCACUUUGGGAGGCUGAAGCAGGAGGAUUGCUUGAGGCCAGGAGUUCAAGACCAAC